UUCUCUUAAGGUUCCUCAUGUCAAUGUACAGUUUUACCCAUUAGCAAAACAGCUAUGUACUGUUGUAGAACGUCUUUGUUUGCUACAUUUGUAUAGAAAUGAACUAAUUCUCAACCUCAAAUGAUAAUUGUACAUUAACAGGUGAUGCACAUGUCAUAUCACAUCUGAGGAUUGUGCUACUUGGCAACAGAGCGGCUGGAAAGAGUUCAACAGGAAACACCAUUCUGGGAAAGAGGCAUUUGCCUUGAAGAGAUCUGCCCAAUGUGUGAAGAGAGAAGGGGUGGUGUUAAGCAGGCAGGUAACGGUCAUUGAGGCACCAGGUUGGUGGAAGAACUUCUGCAUAAAGCACACACCCGCGUUAAACAAACUGGAGGUUGAGAUUAGCACAUCCAUGUGUUCGCCAGGGCCUCAUGCAUUCCUCCUGAUCAUACGGUUAGAUACUACUUUCACCGAAAUGCACAGAAAAGUAGCAAAAGAACAACUAGAGCUUCUGGGUAAGAGAUGCUGGAGUCACACGAUUGUGCUGUUCACCUGUGGGGACUGGCUUGGGGACACAACCAUUGAGGAGCACAUUGAGGCUGAAGGCAUGGCUCUCCAAUGGGUGAUUGAGAAAUGUGGCAACAGGUAUCAUGUUGUAGACAAUCAGAAUAGAGGCAAUAAUGCACAAGUCACAGAACUUCUGGAGAAAAUAGAGGACAUGGUUGGAGGACGUGAUGAUUGCUAUUAUGAAAUGGACAAAAUAGACAUUUCACAAAUUCCUCGAUUUCAGCCAGAUGUUUAUCCAGAUGAUUAUUUUCUUCAGCAAAGACCAAAGGCAGCACUGAAGCCAGAGAUAAGUGUCAGAUUAGUAAGGGCUAGUAGUCCAUUACUCAAGGACAUGAGGGUGGUAUUGCUUGGACACACUGCUGGUGGAAAAUCCUCAGCCGUGAACACCAUCCUGGACAGACAGGAAUCUGAUGUGUCCCAAGGAAAACCCUUCUGCAUGAAGAGAGAAGGAUGCAUCGCAGGGAGACAGAUUACCUUGGUCGACACCCCAGGUUGGUGGAGUAACUCCCUGCUCCCAAACACUCCUGAAUGGACUCAGAGGGAGAUACUGCGUAGCACGUCUCUGUGUCCUCCAGGACCACACGCCGUGUUGCUGGUCAUCCGGGCGGACUGUGCAUUCCAGGAGAGGAGCCGUGUGGCGCUGCAGGAGCACCUUGGCCUUCUCAGCGUGCCUGUGUGGAGGCAUGUUCUGGUGUUGUUCACUUAUGGAGACUGGCUGGGAGACACAUCCAUUGACCAACACAUCGCGAGCGAAGGAGAAGCCUUGCAGUGGGUUUUGGAGAGCUGUGGGAACCGGUACCACGUUCUCAACAACAAGGACAGAGGAGACUUUACCCAGGUGACCAGGCUGCUAGAGAAGAUAGAAGACAUGGUGGCGGCAAAUAAUGGCAGCCAUUAUGAGAUUGACACACAGAUUCUGGCAAUGAUGAAGGAGAGAAACAGCAAUGCAAGAUGUGAGGAUUUUUUCAAGAAGACAACCAUCUUCAACCAGGAGAAGGUCACAAUAGUCAGUAGAGAGAUGAUGGGUGAAGAAAAUCACAGUAACGGCUUUGGCCCACCAAAUAUGCAAGGGGAAGUCAGCUCUGAUGCUGCCUAUGCGUCUGGGACUACUCAAUCUUUUCAAGUCAGUGAGUGUGGAAGUGGGCCGCUCUCAUCAGCUUCCUCUUUUAAGAGUUCUGGGUUCAGCUCUCUACCCAAAGCCACAGGAAACACCGGAACAUUGAACUAAUGCAUCUGUAAUAGUAUGUUUGUCAUUUUAGGGAGAAAUUAGUUGCUGUUAAGAAAGUGAUAAUAAUAAUGUAUUCGAUAUAGUGUCAUACAGCAUGCCUUGUUACUACCAAUGUGUCAAUGGCUCUGUUACUGGGGUCAAUUCCAUAUACUUCUUAACUACCUGGAACUACACUAAUUCAGGUAAUGUUACGUUUUCUUAAGAAAAAGUUUUUUUUUACAUUUUACUUUGUAAUAAUAUAUUUUCCAAAUAUGUAUUUUUGUGGACAUAGUCUGGAUGCUUUGCUAAUCAUGUCCCAAUAGGAAGGACCAGUUGCACCGAAUUGCAAUUUAUUUUUGUUGAAUGCUCAAUAAAAGCUUGAUAAAGUAAA
Molecule: messenger RNA, 2144 nt
Organism: Alosa sapidissima (American shad)
Lineage: Eukaryota; Metazoa; Chordata; Actinopteri; Clupeiformes; Clupeidae
Product: GTPase IMAP family member 4-like
Exons: 3
Coding region: 392-1774 (460 amino acids)
Molecular function (GO): GTP binding
Source: RefSeq, a predicted model, not a curated record